AUGGAGACUUUGACUACCAGCAGUGGAUUAACUUCUGUUUUUACUGGAAACAACGUUACCCACGAGCAGUCCGGCUUGUGGAGACCGUGGACUGGGAAAGAGGAGAGAAAAACUGACGCACACAAGACUCCUUCCAUGCAUGGAAGCCUUUCUGAUGCAAACUACCCCAAAAUUCCUCAGGUCGUUCACCCAGUCAAGUUGUACUGGCCGAAAUCGAGAUGUUUCGAUUACCUGUACCAGGACGCAGAGAUGCUCCUGCGCAACUAUCCGGUCCAAGCGACCAUCUGCCCCUAUGAGGACUGCAGCAGCGAUGAAGACAGCGAUGAUGAGGAAGAGGAGGUGGAGAAGGAGCUGAAUUAA
Molecule: messenger RNA, 360 nt
Organism: Seriola dumerili (greater amberjack)
Lineage: Eukaryota; Metazoa; Chordata; Actinopteri; Carangiformes; Carangidae
Gene: ripply2
Product: protein ripply2-like
Exons: 3
Coding region: 1-360 (119 amino acids)
Biological process (GO): negative regulation of transcription by RNA polymerase II; embryonic pattern specification
Cellular component (GO): nucleus
Source: RefSeq, a predicted model, not a curated record